Messenger RNA from Penicillium macrosclerotiorum, 591 nucleotides. RefSeq names its product ubiquitin-like protein HUB1. The record is from RefSeq and is a predicted model, not a curated record. NCBI's taxonomy places the organism in Eukaryota, Fungi, Ascomycota, Eurotiomycetes, Eurotiales, Aspergillaceae. The coding region runs from base 1 to 591 and encodes 196 amino acids. Gene Ontology annotation, cellular component: nucleus; cytoplasm. Gene Ontology annotation, molecular function: protein tag activity. The transcript has 3 exons. Gene Ontology annotation, biological process: protein modification process; mRNA splicing, via spliceosome.
AUGGGUGACCGCUCACGAAGCCGGUCUCGUAGUCGGUCCCCCCGCCGACGCGAGGAUGGUGAUCGGAAUCGACCGAAAAAGACAGGUGGUUUCCGGUGGAAGGAAAAGAAGCGCGACGAGAAUGCCCGCCCCGACGAGCGCGGACUAGAUCGUGGAUACAGAGAACGACGUCGGUCACGCUCCCCCCGUCGAGAUCGUGACAGCGACCGCUACGGAGACCGAUACAGAGACGGUGGUCGGGAACAAGACCCGGAGCGCGGACGACGCGACGAUCGGGAUACGCCGCGAGACGACGAGAAAAAGAAAGAAAAGAAGGACAAGAAGAAGAAGCCGGUUGCACCGCAGUCUUCUGAGCCCAUGAUCGUCGUCCAUGUGAAUGAUCGUCUGGGUACCAAAGCUGCAAUUCCCUGCCUAGCCUCGGAUCCCAUCAAGCUCUUCAAAGCCCAAGUGGCCGCUCGAAUUGGCCGAGAGCCCCACGAGAUCCUCCUUAAGCGCCAAGGUGAACGUCCCUUCAAGGAUCAAUUAACCCUCGAGGACUACGGUGUGAGCAACGGAGUACAACUUGACCUGGAGGUUGGCACUGGCGAUUAG